[Torrubiella] hemipterigena is the source of this 2507-nucleotide messenger RNA. Lineage: Eukaryota; Fungi; Ascomycota; Sordariomycetes; Hypocreales; Clavicipitaceae. The record is from the annotation of a GenBank genome assembly.
CCGCCGUGUGAUCAAGUCGUCUGGCUCGUGUCCACCAACUUGUACCAGUACUUGUGGUCCGCCACAUAGCAGCACCCAGAUGGCUACGCAGUACUGCCGGCAUGGAAAUAGUUGCUCGAGAUGAGAUGAUGCCUGCGAUGAGGAGAUGUGCAUGGACGGUUUACAAAUCAGAAAACACGUCAGACUUACGGAUAGCCUGGGCAUAUUUACUAUAUGGCGUUGCCCACCUACCGAAUACCAGGGUCCAAACCUGAUCCAGGCGCCGGGUGGUAUUCUCCGGGGAAGACAAGAUGUUUGGAGAUUUCGCGCCGUGGCUAUUUUUGAGCAGAGACAGCGCUGGUGAGGCACCCCCCAGCUCAUUAUUCACCGUGUCGUCCUAUGACACGCUGCUUUACCAUUGCUUCAUAUAUCACUGUUGCGGCGUUGCGCACACUGUCGCCGCACCGCAGUGCAACCGCUGCCCAGGGCGCGUCGACACAGUGCGACGUGACCGUUGGAGGUAGCACUACAUGGCAGCCGAUAUCAGUCCCCCCAUCGCCUGACAGGCUCUCGUGCUCAGCCCAACCUCAACAAUCCGUCUUCAACGGACUGACGAGUGCGUUUCUACACAAAACAUCGUCAUCUGCUGUCUUUCCUCCAUCGAGAUCCCAUCUCAAAUAUUCUCCUGCGAAGUUUCUCUACAACAGUGGCCAUCCUUUGACGCGAGCGUUUGCCCCCCGACAGCAUCACGAGCGGGCGCAUGCACAGCGAGCGGGGUCAGUGACAACCAGACCGCCCCUCUGAUAACGAUCAUCUCGACGGACUUCCCCUCCUCCCAACAACCCUUCUCCUUUCUGUGAGAGACAAAAUAAUAAUAAUAGACUUGGCGUCAUACUACGAAUGCUUUGGUUUGUAUGAGAUAAAUCGCCAUGGAACAAACCCAGAAUCACAGCCGGCACAUGGCGGCUUCGGUCGCCAGCCAGUCCAGCCCAGGCCUGCCCCAACGGCGCUUCGACGAAUCUUGGGUUGAGCUCUCCUCGCAGCCCUCGUCUUCGUCCCUUUCUAGUAUCGGAGAUGACAUCGUCACGACUGGCCUUUACGUGGCCAACCCUCAUCAGCGUCGCCGGCGCUUACACGCCGCAGCCCGAUCUCUGCCUUCGAGCAACACAGCCAUCCAUGCUGCUGAAACAAGCAGCCAAGAAGAAGUCGACGAAAGUGAUAGCGAUGAAGACCACAUCACGACCAUCUCUGCCGAAAAUAUUCAUUCUAGCGAGCAUGUCGAGUCUGAGGCUUCGGACGACGACUCGGACGACUGCGAUAACGCAACUGCGCUAGGCAGGGCAACUGAUGCCGCCAUAUUCCGCCCACAACCCAACGCUUUUUCACACCCACCGUCCUUUGGAAACACACGUCGACAUUCUACAAACUCAUCUCUGCCUACUCAUCCUCAUAAUGAAUUUAGACGCCCCUCUUUUAGCCAGCGGUCUCAAACCAGGGUCCACCGCAGCGGUCCCAGCUUCAUGUCUCCCAGUAUCCGGGAAGAUAACGACGCCGCACUACGUGCUUCACUAAACACACUCUUAUCAUGUGCCCAUGCUGCCAGAAGCCUCCCCAAGACGGAAGAAGAGGCUGCGGCAAGACGAGCGGCCAGCACCGGCGUAUUGCCCAGCAGCCAGCCAGUCGAGCUUCGCUUGGUUGCCGAAUCUGAACUCUUGGACGAGGCACGCAGCGCACCAUCUCCUCGUUCGCAGCCACGAACAAGAACUCCAGUUUAUGGCUCGCAGACACCCGCUAAAUCUAGAAGAUCGGAUUCGGCAGGACGUAGCCCCCGUGCUGCCAAGAAAAAGCGAACAGUCGUGGCCGCUGAAGAGGCUACAUUCAUCUCGCCCACACUCAUGACAUGGGUCGUCAGCGCCGGUGUUGUUGUCCUGGUUUCUGUGGUUGGAUUUGGAGCCGGCUACGUCAUCGGCCGUGAGGUGGGCAGACAAGAGGCUCAGGACGUCUUGGCUGCUAGUGUUGGCUCGAGCAUGAACGAGACGACUACUUGCGGCCAGGAAGUGAUGCGCUCCUCUGGUAGUGGACUGCGCAGACUUCGGUGGGGUGCCAUGGGUAAGAGCCUUGUUGCUCAAGCUUAAAUCAGCAGCUAUGGAGAUAUGAUCUCAUCUGCUCACAAAAUAGCUGCGGCGCUACCUGCCUGAAAUAUGAUGGAAUACUAGGAAAUGGUGUGGGUUUUGCUUUCUUUUGUUCAGCUGAAAGUUUCGCAUGUAUGGAGUUUCAACUUGAUUUGCUGCUGUUGAUUUUCUGGGCCGAUAAAACGCAUCUGUUUACGGUUUUAGUUACCCUUUUGAUUUUCUUCAAUGUCUGCGCAUUUUGCUAUUGGAGUUUGGACUUGGCCUGCCUCUCAAGUCGGCCGCGGGAAUAAUGACGGUAUAUAUCCUACUUUAUAUACAUACACCCUACUUUUUUUUCCAUUUCUACUGUCUUUCAGAUCGAGUUUUUAGUGCAGUUAGCAACCAAAGUUAUCACUG